UAAGGAUACAGACUGUCAUCGAAAUAUGAGGUUACAUUGAAUAUGUGGUGUAAAAGGUAACGGGUUAUAGUAUCAAAAAGGCAAAACUGAAUUAAAAACUGUGUAUAGGGGUAAAAACUUUGAUCUUUUAUCUACAAGACCAUGCAAAAAUUGUCUGAAAAAAUAGAUUGGUUUGUCUAUGGUGUUGAUACACUUUUGGGUACAUUUUUGAGACACCCUAUACAUCAAAUAUGUCCAUAUAAUAUAUACAGAAGUCUUGGACACCCUACACCAUCUUUGCUAUUUCGGAAAUUACGUGAAACUUUUGAAAAUGAUAACGGUCAACAUCUUAACAACUUUUUGUAUAAGUUGCACAAAAAUAUGUUCAAAUUCAUGGAAAGUCUGCUGAAAAGCACAUAUGCGAAGAUGAUGAAUACCAAUGAGACUCAGAUUGCAAAAUUGGAAAAUACAAUGACUGGUGUUAGGUUGUGCACCUGCAUUUGCCAUAUCGACAGUUGUAAUGUGAUUUGCGAGUUUUAAAUACAGUUCCAAAAAAACAUAAUAUAAAUCAUUUCUUCAUGAAAUUAAUACACAGGGUAGUUAUAGGUCAUUGAUCUUUAUUAUUGGAAAGUAAUUUUAUUAAAAACGGACAAAAUGAGAGCAGGGCAUCCAAGACUUGAAUCACCCCUCGUAGAUUAAUUAAUCAAUGAAUAGAAUAACGAGUUGUCUAAAUGCCGUUAACCUCUUCUCUUCCAGGCUCUAAAAUGUGUAAAACCAGACCAGUUUUCAUUUUCACUUAAUUUACAGAAUGCAUGGAUCAAUCCACUCAUUUUAGAAUAGAAUAAUGCCCAUGGUUGGUUUAUUUUAAAGACACUUUGCUAUGUAACUUAAUUUUCCUCGAAACAUUCAAAAUAAUUGUAGUAAUGCCAUAGUCUUCAUUGCAAAUGCCCAAGCAGGAGAGCCCAGUGCUAUUUAAAGAAAUGUAUACAUGAACAUAACUAGCUUGGGAUGUUGUAGACUACCCUGUAUACAAAUGUUGUUCUUAGAUGUUUCAAUUCAAAAUAAAUAAAAUAUUCAAAACUAAAA
This is a messenger RNA of Owenia fusiformis, 1065 nucleotides long. The record is from the annotation of a GenBank genome assembly. NCBI's taxonomy places the organism in Eukaryota, Metazoa, Annelida, Polychaeta, Sabellida, Oweniidae.